Molecule: messenger RNA, 2529 nt
Organism: Micromonas pusilla CCMP1545
Lineage: Eukaryota; Viridiplantae; Chlorophyta; Mamiellophyceae; Mamiellales; Mamiellaceae
Exons: 3
Coding region: 1-2529 (842 amino acids)
Biological process (GO): RNA 3'-end processing
Cellular component (GO): TRAMP complex; nucleolus
Molecular function (GO): mRNA binding; poly(A) RNA polymerase activity
Source: RefSeq, a predicted model, not a curated record
AUGGUCCACUACCGCCGCAUGGUCGCGGAGGCGCUGGCCCUCCUCGAAGCCGACGCCGCGGUCGCGAACGCGCUGCCGAUAGAUCGCGUCGCGGAGGCGGCGGCGGACGCGGACGCGGAAGAAGCCGGCACCGCCGCCGGCGGCGAGGACGAUGAUUCGCGUCUUCACGCCGACGACGACGACGACGCGCGCCGUCGCCUGGAAUCCUUCGCCGGGUCCACGUCCCAGGAGGUCGGCGCGCGCGUCCGCGCGACGCGCGGCGCGGACGAGCCGUCGCUCAACGUCGACGACUGGUACGCGCGCGUGCGCGCGGCGCUGCGCGGCAUGGCGCGCGACGGACACGUAGAGAUGGUGACGUUCAAUCGCUGGCGGCUCGCGUGCGACGUCGCGAGCGUGACGUGGAUCGUGUCGCUGAAGUGGGACGGCCGCGGCGGCGCGGGGACGAUGCCGCUGGAGAUCAGCACCGCGUGCACGAACACGCGUCUGGAAGAGAUCGUGCGCCGGCGAACGCCGGGCGCGCUCGCGGGGCGCGUGGUUCGGUGUUUCAUGGACGUCACGAACGACGCCGAGAAUCACCCGAGCGGGGCGCCGAAGGGCGCGAGGGUCGCGUUCCACGACGCGCCGCCGGACACGCCGCUGAGCGCGCUCGGCGUGGACGACGGCGCGGAGAUCGAGAUCGACAUCGAGCAGAGGGUGGGCGUGGGCGGGGGAGGGGGAGCGACGCCGCUGCCGGGGCGAUCGGGGAGCGCGAUCGACGACGACGACGACGAAGACGAAGACGAAAACGAAGAAGACGAAGUCGCGGCGGCGGACGCCGACGACGCGGACGACGGCGACUCGGAGACGGAGAGCGACGACGACGAGGAGGAGGAGCUCGACCCGCACGAGAUCGUGGAGAGAGAAGCGGAGGGCGCGGGCGGGUGGAACGACAGCGGCGACGGGUGGGUCAACCUCACGCGCAGCGACGAAGACGACGAUUCCGAUUCCGAUUCCGACGACGAUUCCGACGUCGAAACGAUCCUCCGAAACCCGAAGAGCCAGACCGAGGCGGACGCCCUCCUCUCCCCGCCGCCGACGAUACGCCGCCCGCCCGACGCGACGGCGAUCGCGCCGUCGCCGUCGGUGCAAGACCUGACGCUCACGACGCCGGUAUCGCGCAAAGGCGAGUUCGCGGCGCUCGUGGACGAGGACCUGGACGAGGUCCGACGCGUGGAGAAGGAGAGCGACGAGAGCGACUCGGCGUUGAGCGCGUCGGAGGACGAUUACAACCGCGGCGGCGUCCGCGGCGGCUCUCUCCACGCGCAGAUCCGCGCGUUCGCUCGCGACGCCGCGCCGGACGCGGACGACGUCGAACGCCGCGCGGCGAUGUUCCGGAAGAUCGACGAGGGCGUCCGAGCCGCGUUCCCCGCGGCGCGCGUGCACGUCUUUGGAUCCGGCGCGACGGGUCUCGCGCUGAAAGGCGCGUCGCGGUCCCUCGCUUUCAAUCCCGACACACCUCGACGCCUUUCGACUCCAUCUGACGCACCCCUGAACUCCACCCCGACGUUCGUCGCUUCGCGCGGAUCCUCGACCCCGAAAGAGUCCGACAUCGACCUCGUCGUCACCGGCGUCGGGCCGACGACGGCGUCGAACGGCGGCGGCGGCUUCGCGCGCGCGGACCGCGAGGCCCUUGUCCGCGUCUUGCGCGCGAUCGAGCGGCAGUUGCGUAGGGAUAAGGUGAUUCACCGCGCGCAGGUGAUCUCCACCGCGAAGGUUCCGAUCAUCAAGAUGCACGCCGGGCGCAAUCCGCACACGGACGCGGCGUACGCCGUCGAUCUCUCAGGCGCGUUCUAUCUCACACUGGUCCCCAUACGACCGCGUCGGCGUGGUGAACGCCGUUCCUUAAGGACUUUUCCCGGCGCAUCUCUCCGCCCAGGGUCCCUCGCUUUCAAUCCCGACACACCGCGACGCCUUUCAACUCCGCUUCUGACGCCUUUCAAAUCCACCCCGACGUUCGCUCGUAUGGACCCUCGACCCUCAGUCGGCGCGGUAAACGGGUUGGACGCCGUGGCGUGGAUAAAGCGCCAGUGCGAGACGUUCCCCGCGCUGAGGCCGCUGGUGUUGACGCUGAAGCGGCUGCUGAAGACGCACGCGCUGGACGACGCGAGCACGGGCGGCUGUGGCGGGUACUUGCUCGUGUCGCUCGCGGUGUCGCAUUUACGACUCAGCGGCGACGCGGGGAAAGCUUCGCCGGGCAACUUGGGCGCGCUCUUACUCGGAUUUCUGCGACGGUUCGGGAACGAUUUCGACUACGCGCGGACCGCGGUCGCGGCGGGGAGAGCGUCCGGGGUGCUCAGCGCGAAGGAGCUCGUCGUGCAUCCCGGCGCGUUCGGACGGCGGCCGGUCAUCCUGUGCGAGGACCCGCAGGCGCGUCUUCUUCGCGUCUUCGCGUCUCCGCAAUUCUUUUUUCCUCAGCCAAAAAUAAAUUCUCGACCCGGCCCGGAGAGGAGGAGAAGCGCGCGGCUCUGCGACGACGUCGCGAUGAUAUAA